Ilyonectria robusta is the source of this 1241-nucleotide messenger RNA. Its product is annotated as nucleophile aminohydrolase. Bases 343 to 1152 code for a protein of 269 amino acids. Gene Ontology annotation, biological process: ubiquitin-dependent protein catabolic process. Lineage: Eukaryota; Fungi; Ascomycota; Sordariomycetes; Hypocreales; Nectriaceae. Gene Ontology annotation, cellular component: proteasome core complex; nucleus; proteasome core complex, alpha-subunit complex. The transcript has 5 exons. The record is from RefSeq and is a predicted model, not a curated record.
UGGCAAUGGAAAGAAUUCCUUCCAAAAGUUCCUAGUUGAGAAUCCCGCGAGGAUUGGGGGGUGACAGUGCGCAGCACAGUCCGUGCACAGUUUAUCGGACCCGCCAUUACGUUUCUCCGUCUUCCCCAUUGCGGGUGACAUUGGAAGCUCCAGCCAGCUCUCAGCCUACUGGGCAGGCUGCAGUUCUGACGAAGCUCCCCGGCUCAUAACAUCAACCUCCAUCAUCGAACGCAACGCCACAUCCACAACCCAACUUCUCGCCCUCAGGAACGUAACGCGGCCACAACCCCUCGACGAAACUACACAGAUUGGCAACCGACCCUCUUGUUACAUUCGUAAACCAUGGCUUCCGGAUACGACAGAGCUCUGUCGGUGUUCAGUCCCGAUGGCCACGUUUUCCAAGUCGAGUAUGCUGGCGAGGCUGUCAAGAGAGGAACCUGCGCAGUCGGUGUAAAGGGUGCCGAUGUUGUGGUGCUGGGAUGCGAGAAGCGAUCCGCCAUGAAGCUGCAAGACACACGAAUUACUCCCUCAAAGAUCCAACUCCUCGACAACCACGUCGCCCUUGCCUUCGCUGGUCUCAACGCUGAUGCAAGAAUCCUCGUUGACAAGGCGCGAUUAGAGGCACAAUCUCACCGCUUGUCUGUCGAAGACCCCGUUACGAUCGACUACAUCACCAAGUAUGUUGCUGGAGUGCAGCAGCGCUACACCCAGGCUGGUGGUGUGCGACCAUUCGGAAUCAGCACCCUGAUUGUUGGUUUCGACAACGGCGGCAAGGUCCCCAGACUCUACCAGACUGAGCCGUCUGGUAUCUACUCCGCCUGGAAGGCAAAUGCUAUCGGUCGUUCGAGCAAGACCGUUCGAGAGUUCCUCGAGCGCAACUACAAGGAGGACAUGGACCGGGAGGCCACUAUCCGACUGGCCAUCAAGUCGCUCCUAGAGGUUGUUCAGACCGGUGCGAAGAACAUCGAGAUUGCCUUGAUGGCACCUGGAGCUUCCAUCGAGACCCUGCCAACUGAGGAGAUCGAAGGUUACGUCAAGGAGAUUGAGCAGGAGAAGCAGGAGGAGGCGGCCAAGAAGAAGACAGGUCGAACUCCGGGUACUGGAACCGCUGCUAUCCUGACGAGGUCUCAGGAUGAUUCUGCGGCGGAGUAAGGGUAGCCAUGAUUGACGUUCAUAGACAGGGGUAUGGUUUACGAAACUAGAGCCCGGCGCCAUUGUAUCAACACUUAUAAUGACGGGAC